AUGGCACCCUCGGUGUCCUCAGCGUCCGCCCCCUCUUGGGAAGGCGACGAAAUGCUGCACGUCUACCUCUGCGACUACUUGCGCAAGCGCGGCUACACGCAGGCGGCGCUCUCCCUGAGUGCGGAAGCCGGCCUCAAUCAGCAGCAGGCACCGCCAAUCGAUGCUCCACAUAGUCUGCUCUUUGAAUGGUGGGUCAUCCUCUCGCAGCUUCUUGCCGCAAAGACGGACCCGCAGCCAUUCGCAAAUAUGCAGAGCAGCUCAGUUGCACUCGAGCCAGUGCAGUUCGGUGGCGCAUCCGAGGCCGGCGAUGCAGCUUCAGCCAGCCAAAUGGCGACGACAUCGCAGUCACAAUCGCAGCCGACCACAGCAUUUCCAGGUGCGACUCAACAUGGCGAGCAUAGUUCAGGCGACCGCAUUGCGUCUGCACACAUCUGGCCUCAGCAACCAACUCGAUCGCAACCUUCUGUCUUGACAAAGUCGGCAGAGCAAUCGACAGCCACUGCAUCCACUCCUGGUCAAAACUGCAACCAGUCUACCCAACCUCAACAGCCGGGGGCGACGCAGCAGCGAGGACCAGUCUGCGCUCUAUCGCCGCAAGACCUGGGGGCAAGCAAUAGGAUCGGGCUCGCAAGGCCGGCCAGCCGCAUACUCAUCCAACAAUGCAUGGACAUGAUGAACUUUGGCGCCAAGCCCAUCGAGGCUUUGAGCGCCGCCGAGGCGCAGGCGCUGGCGAAGCGCGUGACUCGCCUGCAGACGGCUCAAAACGAAGCACAGAAGCGCCUCGCCGAGCUGCACGGCCUGCAGCCGCCGAAACCGCUUCCAAGCGUGUUGAGCCCGGCUCCGCAGCCAAGCCAAGCAUUGCCACCAACGCAGGGCAUGUCGGUGCUGGAGCCCAACCAGCUCCCGUAUCCGGGCGCUCGCGCCCGGCAGAAGCGCAAGGAGUCUCCGAACCAUACAGGCACGAUUCCCUUGCUGCGUCGACUCUCGCAGCCAUAUCGCUCCGGCUCUCCGAACAACUCGUCGGUGCCUACUCCAUCGAUGAGGGCCACACCCACAUCGCAGCCACCUUCGCCCAUCGGACCGGCGACGGACAACACGUUCUCAUCUGGCGUCCCGCUGCAUUCGGUGUUUCGACGGCCUUCGUCGAGCAUCGAGACGCCUCCGUCAUUGCUGCAACCAGGCUCGGCGGGAUCGCGCUGCGUGAGUCCACAGGUGGCGAUGGUGCGGCCCUCGGGUCUGCCAUUUACGUCGCCGGGUGCUGCGAGUGUAAUGAGUCUCGGUGCCGAGUGGCCCGGCUCAGCAAGUGCGUCGCAGUCGCCCGUGUAUGGUCUGCAACCGGCUGCGCAGGCGUGGUCGAGCUUCGGCAGUCCGGAUUUGCUGUAUCCGCCUGAGAACGCGCAGGUCUCAGGGAUGGCUUUUUGGCAGCCAGUAGCAGGCAGUAGCGUGCAGGCAGCAGCGGGAAUGGACGCAGCAAUGCCACCGCCUGUCUCGCCGGCAUACGCACACGGACCCGGCUGGACGCCGAAUGCAUUCGCUGCUGGCGAUGGCGCCAAGGGAGGCCCGAUGGAUGCAUACGCUGCGUUGGGGAGCCAAGCCGCCUUUGCCGGCAAUUCCGCACCACGCUGGAAUCAGUUCGAUGCACAAGCGUAUGCGCUUGGUCUCGGCAACCAGGGUGGUGGAUGA
Messenger RNA from Moesziomyces antarcticus, 1683 nucleotides. RefSeq lists its product as uncharacterized. The coding region runs from base 1 to 1683 and encodes 560 amino acids. The record is from RefSeq and is a predicted model, not a curated record. The transcript has a single exon. Lineage: Eukaryota; Fungi; Basidiomycota; Ustilaginomycetes; Ustilaginales; Ustilaginaceae. Gene Ontology annotation, molecular function: transcription corepressor activity; protein binding.